Molecule: messenger RNA, 1414 nt
Organism: Zingiber officinale
Lineage: Eukaryota; Viridiplantae; Streptophyta; Magnoliopsida; Zingiberales; Zingiberaceae
Product: AT-hook motif nuclear-localized protein 25-like
Exons: 1
Coding region: 254-1141 (295 amino acids)
Biological process (GO): vegetative to reproductive phase transition of meristem
Cellular component (GO): nucleus
Molecular function (GO): minor groove of adenine-thymine-rich DNA binding; DNA-binding transcription factor activity
Source: RefSeq, a predicted model, not a curated record
GAUACUUGCUCCUGGGCGACGACUUUAUCACUCUCCCUUCUCCUUCCGUCGUCGGCUCUAUCUGUCCUCGAUCUUGGAAAGAAGGAAUAGAAAACGAGAUCGAGAGCUUUUCUAUGAUAGGGGGAGAUUUUGUGGUGAUAAAAAUUUGAUUUUGUGGAUUUCUUCGUGUCAAAGAAGCGAUUUUUAGGUGGGAGAUCGACGGAGAACAGGGAAGCUGGCGAGCAAGUGGUGGGAGCGGGUAGAUGAGGCUGCCAUGGCCGGGAUGGACUCCGGCGGGGGAGGCGCCAGAGGUGGGGGAUCUUCGUCGGGCUAUCUCCACCACCUCCUUGGGCCGACGCAACCGCUGGCCGCCGCCUCCUCCUCCACCCAACUUCAAGCGCACGAGGAAUCGAAGGCCUCGCCGGAGGAAAGCCCCGGGGCUGACCACGGAGACGGCGAGGGAGAACAACCCUCUUCCUCCGCUGCUGGAUCCGGCGGCCCUGUCCGCCGCCCCCGCGGGCGGCCCCUCGGGUCGAAGAACAAGCCGAAGCCGCCGAUCAUCGUGACGCAGGACAGCCCCAACGCGCUCCACUCGCACGUGCUGGAGGUGGCCGCCGGCUCGGACGUGGUCGAGUGCCUGACCGAGUACGCGCGCCGCCGCGGCCGGGGAGUCUCCGUGCUCAGCGGAAGCGGCGCCGUCGCCAACGUGGCCCUGCGCCAGCCCGGGGGGCCGGGGAGCAUGGUGGCAACCCUUAGAGGGCGGUUCGAGAUCCUGUCGCUCACGGGGACUGUCCUGCCGCCUCCGGCACCGCCGGGCGCCGGCGGCCUCACCGUGUUCCUGUCGGGAGGCCAGGGGCAGGUCAUGGGAGGCAGCGUGGUGGGCCCGCUGAUGGCGGUGGGGACGGUGGUCCUGAUGGCCGCAUCGUUCGCCAAUGCCAUGUACGAACGGCUGCCGUUAGAAACCCAGGAGGAAGCAUCGGCCGUGGAGGAGGUACAGCAACACGGCCCCGGCGGUCUGCAAUCGCCAGGCACCGCUACCGGUGAAGGCGGCCCCGGCGUUCCCUUCUACAAUCUCGGGGGAAGCUACCAGCUUCAGGGACAGGGAGAAGGAUUCGGGACCGGGUGGGGCAGCGGCGGCGGCGGCGUUCGACCACCGUUUUGAAUCGGUCUUUCUUUAGGCACCUGACCUCCACCGUUGCUGACCGAGUCCGGUCCAACACACUCCGGCGUUGGAACGGAGGAGAUUGAGCGCUCUCUAUCUCUCUCUCUCUCUUUGCUUGUUUAAUUUCACAUUGCUCCUUCAUUAAUUUCUUCAUGGAUUGCUUGUUUAAUCAUGCCUUUGCUUUGCAUGCAUUUUAGUGCCCCCCAAAAAACACACAAAAAAGUGUCCCUCUCAUAAGAAAUUUAUCUUGUUCAUAUUUUCUGAAGGACAGUG